Molecule: messenger RNA, 1053 nt
Organism: Triticum turgidum subsp. durum (durum wheat)
Lineage: Eukaryota; Viridiplantae; Streptophyta; Magnoliopsida; Poales; Poaceae
Source: the annotation of a GenBank genome assembly
AUGGGGUGCAGCAUGAGCCGCCUCCUCAAGACCACCGUCACGCUCAUCAUCCUCGUCCUUCUCCUCAUGCCCGGGGCCUUAGCCGCCACUAGCUUCGAUGCCUCACGAAGCCAACAGCUGCCGCUGCCGCGUGGGACGGUUCACGGGCCUGAGAGCGUCGCCUUCGACGGUCAGGGCCAGGGCCCCUACAGCGGCGUCUCUGACGGCCGGAUCCUAAAGUGGAACGGCGAAAAGCUAGGAUGGACUACCUAUGCAUAUGGACCCGGCUAUGAUAGCAGGACGUGCACGCCCUCCAAGUUCAGCCCGGAGACUGAGGCUGCCAGGGAGAGCCGCUGCGGCCGCCCGCUUGGCCUACGGUUCAACCAGAAAUCGGGCGACCUCUACGUGGCUGAUGCGUACAAGGGGCUGAUGCGGGUUGCGCCGGGCGGCGGGGAGGCCACCGUGUUGGUCAACCAGGUUGACGGUUUUCCUCUGCGCUUCACCAACGGUGUUGACGUCAAUCAAGUUACGGGUCAAGUCUACUUCACCGACAGCUCGAUGAACUAUCAAAGGUCACAACAUGAGAUGGUGACUCGCAGUGGGGACUCCACGGGCCGCCUCAUGCGCUACGACCCACGGACAUCGGAUGUCACAGUGCUCCAAGCGGGCAUGACGUACCCCAACGGAGUCGCGCUCAGCGCCGACCGCACCCACCUCGUGGUUGCAUCUACUGGCCCAUGUAAGCUACUAAGGCAUUGGAUCAAAGGGGUCAAUGCAGGCACAUCGGAGCCUUUUGCUGACCUUCCCGGCUAUCCAGAUAACGUGAGGCCCGACACCAAAGGAGGCUAUUGGGUGGCGUUGCACCGUGAGAAGAAUGAGUUGCCUUUUGGUCGUGAUAGUCAUCGUCUCGCUGUCAGGGUUGGUAACGAUGGAAAGAUAGUCGAGGAGAUGAGAGGGUCAAAGAAGGUGAGGCCCACCGAGAUUAUGGAGAGAAGCAAUGGCAAAAUCUACUUGGGUUCCGUAGAGCUUCCUUAUGUCGGUGUUGUUAAGCGCCUUUUUGUUUCUUGUUCUUAG